Molecule: messenger RNA, 1105 nt
Organism: Drosophila yakuba
Lineage: Eukaryota; Metazoa; Arthropoda; Insecta; Diptera; Drosophilidae
Gene: slx1
Product: structure-specific endonuclease subunit SLX1 homolog
Exons: 2
Coding region: 68-961 (297 amino acids)
Biological process (GO): double-strand break repair via homologous recombination
Cellular component (GO): Slx1-Slx4 complex
Molecular function (GO): crossover junction DNA endonuclease activity; 5'-flap endonuclease activity
Source: RefSeq, a predicted model, not a curated record
CCAUCUGUUGAGCUUGCAGCCCUGGCGGUCGCAGAAGUAGGGCUGUCGCCGGUCAUCAACAAUCCAAAUGAGCUCCUACGACGCACAGGAUACAGCUUCUGAGCAGGAGGAAACCGUCGCGCUGAAAGGCCACUUUUACGGCGUCUAUUUGUUAGCCAGUCAGAGCUUGGAUCCUCGUUACCGAGGAAAGUGCUAUGUUGGCUUCACCGUGAACCCGAAACGGCGGAUACGCCAACACAAUCUUGGUUAUGACUUCGGCGGCGCAAGGAAAACAAGCAGCAAAGGGCCGUGGCUAAUGAUAAUGAUCGUGCACGGAUUUCCGAAUAAUACAGUGGCACUCCAGUUUGAAUGGGCUUGGCAACAGCCCUCGCUUUCUACCAGACUAAAAAUGUUCCCUGAAUUAAAACGAAAGUUGCCCAGGGAGACGUUUUUUGACUACAACUUUAGAAUCCUCGGUUAUAUGCUGGAUGUUAGCCCUUGGAAUAGAUUACCACUCUCCGUUCGCUGGCUAGAAGCAGAUUAUGAAAGACCAUUUAACAUGCCAUUUCCUAACCACAUGGAGAUUGUAAGUGGAAAGGUUUCCAUAAGCGCCUCGCAACGUAUGAGAUCUUAUGAUGCAGUAGCUCCUCCACUUGUGGCGUGGGCUUCCGAGUGUCACCUUUGUAUGCAGCAAAUCGUGCAUCCGGAGAGAUCACGCCUGGGAUGCACAAAUCCAAUGUGUCGACUUACAUGCCAUAUGAUGUGCCUGGCCAAUUACCUUCUGGGCGACGAGCCAGGUCAUUACAUCCCAGUUGGAGGAGAGUGUCCGCUUUGUGAGAACCGUCUCAGCUGGGCAGCCCUUCUGCAGCGUAAACGUCUUCUCAUGGGCGUACCUGAGGAACGGCAGGAUCAUGACGAGGAUCGGAUCGACGAUGUUGGUGUGCACUGUAAUAUUGAAGAAGCCCCGGAGUUCUGCGAUUAAUUGAAGAUCCGAAUGCAUUAAUUCACAAAUGCUAAUAUACGCUAUACGUAAGCUAAAACGUUUGUUAAAGUAUCUAGGAAAACACCGUUUUAAUGCGCUCUUCGAAGUAAACAUUUCAAAUAAAAACUAAAAUAAUGUUUCCGA